Coprinopsis cinerea okayama7#130 is the source of this 333-nucleotide messenger RNA. RefSeq lists its product as hypothetical. Lineage: Eukaryota; Fungi; Basidiomycota; Agaricomycetes; Agaricales; Psathyrellaceae. Gene Ontology annotation, cellular component: microtubule cytoskeleton; cytosol. The coding region runs from base 1 to 333 and encodes 110 amino acids. The record is from RefSeq and is a predicted model, not a curated record. Gene Ontology annotation, molecular function: beta-tubulin binding. The transcript is spliced from 4 exons. Gene Ontology annotation, biological process: tubulin complex assembly; post-chaperonin tubulin folding pathway.
AUGGAUUCUCAAGCUAUCAAGAAACAACUGAAGAUUAAGACGGGCGUCGUACAACGUCUCGUCAAGGAGAAUGGUCUAUACAAGAAAGAAGUGGAGCAGAAUGUGGCGAAGAGGGACAAAUUCAUUGCCGAUGGUGCUGAAGAAUGGGAUAUAAAGAACGCGGGCAAGUUGGUUGAAGAAUCCGAAAAGAUGGUCCAGGAUACUGCAACCCGGCUUGCAGCAGCCGUCGCCGACCUUCGCGUCAUCGUGGAUGGAGCGAAGACAAGGGAGGAUCUUGCGGAGGAUGCAGACUUUCUCAAGGCUCAAGAAGCUCUGGAAACGGCGAGCGCAUAA